AUGUUAGAAGAUGGAGAUAAGAAUUUUCAAUAUAUAAAUACGCUACCUGGUUAUACCUAUGAUUCUCCUUAUAUACCACAAAACCCCAAUGCCAUUCCCAAUAAUGAUGGCUACAUAUAUUUCAACAUUGAAAAGCCAGUUAGAGGCCGAUUUGAGCAUUCAUUUUUCGAAACUGGUAUUGCAAUACUAGCAGCAAGUGGAUUGGGUGCAUUUCGCGGUUUCGUUCAAGGCAAAGAAGCUGCUCUCAGCCAUCCACCAAAAUUAAGAAGGAUUGUAUUGAUCAACCAUGUAGUAAAGCGUAGUAAGCUCGGGAACAUGGUUGGCGUUUUGGCUACUGUCUAUGCUGCAACAGGAAUCGCUUUGGCUACUCAUAGGAAUAAGGAGGAUGCUGGUAACACUAUCGGGGCAGCUGCAGUGACGGGAUUCGCAUAUAGCAUACCUGGAGGAUUGCAAAAGGCUAUAAUAGGUAGCCUAGUUGGGCUUUGCAUUGGGUCGGUCUUAGCUAUGGCACAAAGCAGUAGAUCUUGGUGA
Nezara viridula (southern green stink bug) is the source of this 531-nucleotide messenger RNA. NCBI's taxonomy places the organism in Eukaryota, Metazoa, Arthropoda, Insecta, Hemiptera, Pentatomidae. The record is from the annotation of a GenBank genome assembly.